Messenger RNA from Telopea speciosissima, 1761 nucleotides. RefSeq lists its product as uncharacterized. The transcript is spliced from 7 exons. Lineage: Eukaryota; Viridiplantae; Streptophyta; Magnoliopsida; Proteales; Proteaceae. The record is from RefSeq and is a predicted model, not a curated record. Bases 176 to 1447 code for a protein of 423 amino acids.
UUGUGAUUGCUUCAGUUUUUUUUUUUCUCGGGUGGGGAAGGACUGAAAUAUUGCUCGCCUACCCAUGAAUCCAUGAUGGUGCUUAGGUAACUUUAGGCCUCGAACCUACUCCUCUGUUUGUUGGUGUGAAGAUAGAGGGUGUAGACUUGUAGUUAGUGUUUCCUAGGCUUACACCAUGGUAGUGCGGGUUAGCAGCGAGAGCAGAAGGGAGAGAGUAGGAAGAAUGUUACUCUUCCUUUACUUGAUGGCCUUGAUCCCAUUCUCAUCCGCUGCUUCUGGGAUGCGCAUUUCCCGUCAAAAGUUGGAAGUGCAGAAGCACUUGAAACGCCUCAACAAGCCCGCCGUUAAGAGCAUCAAGAGCCCAGAUGGAGAUAUCAUCGAUUGUGUCCAUAUUGCUCAUCAACCCGCUUUUGAUCAUCCUUUUCUGCAAAAUCACACAAUUCAGAUGAGACCUAGCUUUCAUCCAGAAGGGCUUUUCGAUGAAAACAAGGCCACUACAAAGGCCAAACAAAGUUCAAACUCUAAGACCCAGCUAUGGCACAUAAAUGGAAGAUGCCCAGAAGGAACCAUACCCAUCAGAAGAACAAAGAAAGAUGACAUUCUCAGAGCAAGCUCAGUCAAAAGGUUUGGAAGGAAGAAGCACAGAGCCAUCCCCCAGCCCAGGUCAGGGGAUCCUGACCUGAUUAAUGAAAGUGGUCAUCAGCAUGCGAUAGCCUAUGUUGAAGGAGACAAGUAUUAUGGAGCAAAGGCAACCAUAAACGUUUGGGAACCCAAGAUACAGCAGCCCAACGAGUUCAGCUUGUCUCAGAUCUGGAUCUUGGGAGGUUCUUUUGGUCAAGAUCUCAACAGCAUUGAAGCUGGUUGGCAGGUUAGCCCAGAUCUCUACGGAGACAACAACACGAGACUCUUCACCUACUGGACUAGUGAUGCUUAUCAGGCCACAGGUUGCUACAAUCUUCUCUGCUCUGGCUUUAUUCAGAUCAACAGUGAAAUAUCGAUGGGUGCAAGCAUCUUUCCUGUAUCUGGCUAUCAUGGUUCCCAAUAUGACAUCAGUAUACUUGUCUGGAAGGACCCAAAACAAGGGAACUGGUGGAUGCAAUUUGGGAAUGACUAUGUAUUAGGUUACUGGCCUUCCUUCCUCUUCUCAUACUUGGCUGAUAGUGCAUCCAUGAUUGAGUGGGGAGGAGAGGUUGUAAACUCAGAACCAGAUGGUGAGCAUACAUCAACUCAGAUGGGCAGUGGCCAUUUCCCUGAAGAAGGCUUUGGUAAGUCAAGUUAUUUCAGGAAUAUUCAGGUUGUUGAUGGAUCCAAUAAUUUGAAAGCUCCUAAAGGGAUUGGAACCUUCACUGAGAAAUCCAACUGCUAUGAUGUUCAAAAUGGCAACAAUGGUGAUUGGGGUCACUACUUCUACUUUGGUGGUCCUGGGAAAAACCCCAAUUGCCCAUGAAGGAUGACUCCAAGGCCUCUCUCUCUCUCUCUCUCUCUCUCUCAACCCCCAUGUAAUAUUCGAUGUAACUUAAUCAUACACCCUUCUACCUCUUAGGUUAGAUCAGUAACAUGUUAAUCUUUCCUUUUGCUUUGUAUUGGGAAGUUUUGACUCUUAGUUUCCAAUCGCCCAUAAGAAGUUAUGGAGCGUGGGUCAAGUUUCUUAAGCCAAGGAGGAACAGGCCUUUGUCUCUUAGUCUUUUAGUCUUCUUUGUAUGUGUUUCCUUCUCUCUGUGGAGUGGUUUGUUAAUGGAUGAAUGAGAUUUUGAUGCUAAA